Ilex paraguariensis (yerba mate) is the source of this 2697-nucleotide messenger RNA. The record is from the annotation of a GenBank genome assembly. Lineage: Eukaryota; Viridiplantae; Streptophyta; Magnoliopsida; Aquifoliales; Aquifoliaceae.
AUGUUAGCUUUGAUAUGGCUUUGUGGUGUUGGGUGUUUUGGUUUUUGGGAGGAAGAGAGGGUUGCUCUCUUGCAACUCAAAGCUUCCAUAAACUACCCAAAUGGACCUUCUUUGCCAUCUUGGGAGGAUAGAGUGGAAGUUUAUAACAGUAUGGAGAGCGACUAUUGUUAUUGGGAAGGAGUUGAAUGCAACGAGACCACAUCUCAUAGCUCUGAAAUCUUGACUUAUCUGAUAACCAGCUUGUUGGUUGGGUCGCAAAUGAAGCUGGAGGUUCUUCGGUUGGAUUCCAAUUAUUUCAAUAACAGCAUCCUAUCAUCUCUAGGAUUGGUUUCGUCACUUCAGAGACUAUACAUAAGACACAACUAUUUGAAUGGAUCUAUUCACCUGCAAGACUUUCCUGCUAUGAGCAACCUGGAAGAGCUGGACUUGAGUGCUAACUACGAUAUUACCAGCCUCACGACCAUAAGAGGUAUGAAGAGCUUAAACAAGCUUCAAGUUCUUCGCAUGGAAGGCAUCAGAUUUAAUGCAAGUGUUUUACAUUCACUAGGUGCAUUGCCAUCUCUUAGGAAGUUAAUCCUUGCAGUAGAAGGAUUGGUCACCAAAAAAGAGUUGAGUGGUCUGAACAACUUGGAGCACUUAUAUUUGGAUUCUUCAUCCAUCAAUGGGAGUUUUCUUCAUAACGCUGGAGUGAUGACUUCUCUAAGGAUUUUAUCAUUGUCUAAAUGUGGACUUCGUGGCAGUCUACCUGCUCAAGGAUUUUGCGAUCUUAAGAACCUUGAAGAGCUAUACCUUGAUGACAAUGAUUUUGAGGGGAUAUUUCCUUCAUGUAUGGGAAACUUGACAUCGCUUCGAGCAUUGGAUCUCUCUUCCAAUAACUUGCAUGGAAGUGUUGCCCACUCUCCCCUUACUAUUCUCACUUCACUUGAAUACCUUUCCCUUUCAGAUAAUCACUUCAUGAUUCCAUUCUCAUUUGCCUCAUUUUCUAACCAUUCAAAGCUUGAGGUCAUUUUAAGUGAUAAUAACGUAGCAACGAUUGAAAAUGAAUCUCAAUCAUGGAUCCCGAGAUUUCAACUGAAGUUUUUUAGUUUGUCAAAUUGUGCCAUUAAAACACUACCUUCUUUCUUGUAUUACCAAAAUCAGAUGAUAGCUGUUGAUCUCUCCCACAACAACUUAUUGGGGAAGUUCCCCACCUGGUUGUUAGAGAAUAAUACGAGAUUGGAAUUACUUCAACUACGAAAUAACUCUUUAAGGGGGCCUUUUCAAAUGCCUUCUUAUCCUUAUCCUCACAUUUCACAAUUAGAUGUUUCUGACAAUUACUUAACUGGUCAAAUUCCUACAAAUUUAGAUAUGAUCUUUCCAAGCUUGGAGUUUGUCGACAUGUCCAAUAAUAUGAUUGAUGGUCGUAUUCCUCUUGGUUUUGGCAAUAUCAGUUCUUUACGGAUGAUAGACCUAUCUAACAAUCGUUUAGAUGGAGGAAUACCAGAACAUCUGCAAAUGGGUCUUUCCUCCUUGGAGUUGCUCAAACUAUCAAAUAAUUACUUGCAUGGUCAAAUAUUUGGCAAUCUUCUCAACCUGGUUCAAUUGGGGGCGUUAUAUUUGGACAACAAUCACUUUCUUGGAAACAUAUCAGACUGCUUAUCAAAUGCCUCUACGUUGACGGCGGUGGAUAUUUCUAAUAACCGUUUGUCUGGCUUCCUUCCCAAGUGGUUCGGGAAUGUAUCGGCUUUAUCGCAAAUAAGUUUGGCCAAAAAUCACUUUGAAGGCCCCAUUCCAUUGGGAUUUUGCAAACUUAAUUAUCUUCCGUUUUUGGAUUUAUCUGAGAAUAACUUGUCAGGCUCUGUGCCAGCUUGCUUCAACCCUUCAUCCAUAAUGCAUAUCCAUCUGAAUAAAAAUAGAUUGAGUGGUCCAUUGACUCUUGCAUUCUAUGACAUCUCCCAAUUGGUGACAUUAGACCUUGGAGACAACAGGUUUACUGGUGAAAUCCCGAAUUGGAUAUGCCAACUUUCUAGAUUGAGGAAUGCCAAAGAAAAUGUGGAGUUCACAACAAAGAAUAGUACUUAUCCAUAUCAGGGCGCUGUCCUAGAUUUGAUUUCAGGAAUUGAUUUCUCUUGCAACCAAUUAACUGGUACUAUACCACCAGAAAUUGGGAACUUAAGUGAGCUCUUCAUGUUAAAUCUGUCCCAUAACAAUCUCCUUGGAUCCAUUCCGGCAUCAUUGUCCAACCUAAGUCAUAUUGAGAGUUUAGAUCUUUCCUAUAACAAAUUGACCGGGAGUAUCCCCUCCGAAUUGAUUAAGUUGAACUUCUUGGAGGUCUUCAGUGUCGCCUACAACAAUUUAUCAGGUAAAACUCCAGAUUUGAAAGCUCAGUUUGCUACCUUCAGCGAGAGUAGUUACGAGGGAAAUCCUUAUAUUUGUGGACCUCCAUCACAUAACAAUUGUACUGAUGUCCGAGCACCAUCGUCAAUUCCAAAAGAUUCAGAGGAUGAGCAAAAUGAUGGUGGUUUCACUGACAUGGAUGUAUUUCAUGUGAGCUUUUUAGUGUCUUAUAUCAUGUUGUUAUUAGGAACUUUAGCAGUUCUUUAUGUGAACCCUCCUUGGCAAAGGGCAUGGCUCCAUUUGGUUGAAGCAUGUAUGACCUCUUGCUACUAUUUUGUUGUUGACAGUUUUCAUAAGUUGUUCAACCGCAACAUUGUGUGA